Messenger RNA from Priceomyces carsonii, 921 nucleotides. RefSeq names its product Eaf3p (gene EAF3). Gene Ontology annotation, biological process: chromatin organization; regulation of DNA-templated transcription. Lineage: Eukaryota; Fungi; Ascomycota; Pichiomycetes; Serinales; Debaryomycetaceae. Gene Ontology annotation, cellular component: Rpd3S complex; nucleus; NuA4 histone acetyltransferase complex. The record is from RefSeq and is a predicted model, not a curated record. The transcript has a single exon. Bases 1 to 921 code for a protein of 306 amino acids.
AUGGACAAGUUUAAACCCGGCUCUACUGUCUAUGCUUUCCAUGGACCCUUGAUGUAUGAGGCCAAGGUCCUAAAAGUUCAUGAGAAAAACAAGUCGUACAUAGAAAUUGCUGAAGGGAAACAAGAGUCGUUGGAAGGGUCUAAGUUAAAGGAGGAAAUGUUGAACGUCAAUAUGUAUUUUCUACAUUACCAUGGAUGGAAAUCCAAAUGGGAUGAAUGGGUAACCGAUGAGCGGUUGCUCGAACAUAGCGAAGAGAACCGAAGAAUAAAGGCUGAGAUGGACGAAUCAACCAGAAAAAAGAGAGUAACAAAGAAGGAAGCUCCCGUAAGCAGUGGUAAUGCUGACGAAAAGAAUACCAAGAAACGACAAGGAUCCGAAAAGCCUCAGAAUAAGCGCAAAAAAGAUAGUCUGAAGUUAGAGAUCACGAUUGAAAUUGAACCGGACUUGAAAUAUUUGUUAGUCGACGAUUGGGAAUUCAUAACUAAAAACAGGCAGUUAAUAGAAGUUCCAUGUGAAUAUACCGUGUCGAAAAUACUUGGUGAAUAUGAAAGAUACAGAAAGGAGACUAGUGAUAAUAUGAAUGCAGUUCAUGAAAUUUUAAACGGUUUGGAGAUAUACUUUAAUAAGUCUUUGAGCUUGAUAUUGCUAUAUAAAUUUGAGAGGUUGCAAUAUUUGAAUCUCCUUAAGGACGGCGUAACUAGAGAAAAGAGCUUGAGUCAGAUCUACGGAUUGAUUCAUUUUUUGCGCUUAUUUGUAUCUUUGCCCGGUUUAAUUAGCCAGACAUCCAUGGAUGCUUUAAGUAUAGGAGUUUUAAUUCAGGAGGCUCAAGAGAUUUUAAAGUUCAUUGGUAAGAACCUUCCGAGAUACAUGAAUACGUACAUAAAUCCAACACCAAACUAUGACAGCUUGGCAAGAAGUUAG